AUUUCCACCGCCGCCGUCGCUUCCGGCACUGUCACCGGCAACCAACCGGUGAGUCAUCUCUCUCCGCCCCCUCCGAUAAUUCGUUGCAGACUUCUCCUAUGAAUCUGUAUAACUGAAAUCACAUUCUCAGUUUUGUUUUAUUUUUUUUGUCUUGCAAGUUUUAAAACAACAGUGAAGAACGAUGGCUACUCAGGCUGCUGCUGCUGCCUCAUUCAAGGGAAACUUGAAGAAAGCUGUGGCAGGUAUAAAGCGUAUCAAUCUCGACGGUCUUCGUUGGCGUGUUUUUGAUGCCAGAGGCCAGGUUCUUGGUAGACUAGCUUCCCAGAUAUCAACCGUGCUUCAAGCCAAAGAUAAGCCUACUUAUUGUCCAAACCGCGACGAUGGCGAUAUUUGUAUUGUUCUCAAUGCUAAGGAAAUUGGCUUCACUGGAAGAAAGCUCACUGACAAAUUCUACCGUUGGCAUACUGGGUACAUUGGACACCUCAAGGAACGGAGUCUCAAAGAUCAGAUGGCCAAAGAUCCCACAGAGGUCAUACGUAAGGCUGUCUGGCGCAUGCUUCCAAGUAACAAUUUGCGUGAUGACAGGGAUCGGAAGCUGAGGAUAUUUGAAGGCGGUGAGCAUCCUUUUGGGGACAAGCCACUUGAGCCAUUUGUGAUGCCGCCUCGUAGAGUGAGAGAGAUGCGACCGCGCGCAAGGCGAGCAAUGAUCCGUGCGCAGAAGAAGGCAGAGCAGGCAGAAAAUGAGGGAACAGAGGUAAAGAAAGGAAAGAAGAGGACCCCCUCUCAAGUAACUGCGUAGAGGAAUCACUUCAGAGGAAGCUAGUGAUGUGACUCGUCUUAUUAUCUGUAAGCAACGUUCAUAAUGCAGGCGUGGAUAAGCUUUUAAGGCUUUCUUGUUUAUUGAGUAUCAGACAAUAAACCUGUUUAUGGAUC
Molecule: messenger RNA, 933 nt
Organism: Arabidopsis arenosa
Lineage: Eukaryota; Viridiplantae; Streptophyta; Magnoliopsida; Brassicales; Brassicaceae
Source: the annotation of a GenBank genome assembly